ACCCCUUGGCUUGAAGGGGUUUCCAUCCUAUCCAUGGUUUACAGUUUGGUUCAAUGACUCUCAGUGCCCCCCAUGGUACAGAUUGUUCCAGCCCCCCUGUCUGGGACUAGGAGCGGGGAUAAGAACUGGGUACAGCCUGUGGUGGGUGAACCUAGGGCUGGGGGGGGGGGAAGCUUUCCCCCCCCCGUAGGGGAAGGACCCCCAGCCCUGAGUACCAUCCAACUUCCCCCACCCACACCUGCUGAGUGUGUGGCCCCAGCCUCCCCAUCCCCAGAGCCCAGGGAGGGCACAUGGCCCCAACCUGAACCCCUGGGGCAGCCUAAGGAGAAGCCUGACACACUCCCCCACAGGGGCCGUGCACCCCACCUCCGCAGUCAGCUGUGACUCUCAGCCAGCUUGGAAAACAGACGGGUUUAUUGGUUGCUGGGAACACAGCAUAGAACAGAGCUUGUUAGCACAGAAAUCAGGAGCAUUCAGCAAAGUCCAUCUGGGGGGGGAAUCCCGAGUCCUGGGUUCUUUCCGCUGAGUCCCGAACCAGGAGACUGCCCCGCCUCCAGCCCCCCAUCCUCAGUGAUGCCCAACUGCCCCUCCUCCAUGCUUUCUCUCUUUCCCAGGAAAACAGGUCACCUGGCCUCCCCCUCUCUCUUUGUUCUCCAAUAUCUUGGGCUGGCUCCUUGCAGAGGACCGGCUCCGGCCAUCACUUGCCAGGAUACAGAAUUUUGGCCAUUCUCUAUGUCCAGGCAGCCACUCUGCAGUCACACCUGCCCUCUAGAGGUCUCUGCAAUGAUCACACAUCUGUAUCCCACCAGCUUGAUACUUGAGUAACACAUGGGGAAACUGAGGCACACACACAGUAUUCAGAGAAAACAUUUCAGAGUAGCAGCCGUGUUAGUCUGUAUCCGCAAAAAGAAGAACAGGAGGACUUGUGGCACCUUAGAGACUAACACAUUUAUUAGAGCAUAAGCUUUCGUGGACUACAGCCCACUUCUUCGGAAAAGAUUAAGAACAUUCCCGCAUCAUCACACCACUCUGAGACCAGCCCAGGUGCACGUUCUCCAGUGGCUGGAACCACUCUAACUAUACCAGCCCCUGAGCCUCCAGGCUGAGGAAUCACAUCCACAUUUUGCUCCAGAUCGGCCCAUCUUCCAGGAGACAGGGCAGGGAAAUGGCUGUGAUGGAGCCAGCUCAGAUGCUGGUGACCUUCGAGGAUGUGGCUGUGUAUUUCACCCAGGGGCAGGGGGCUCUGCUGGACCCCGCUCAGAGAGCCCUCUACAGGGACGUCAUGCAGGAGAACUACGAGACGGUGACCUCGCUGGGAUUUCCCCUUCUCAAACCUGACCUGAUCACCUGGAUUGAACGAGGGGAAGAGCCAUGGGUGCCCGAUCCCCAGGCCUGUGAGGAAAAAGAGAUCCCGAGAGGCACCCACACAGCAGGUGAUGAGAGAGUAAGUGAGACCGAGGAGGGGAAUCAACAGCAGGAAGUUCUUGGGCACGGGGAAUCACAGGGGACCUUUGUGAGAAGACCCCAUACGUGCUUAGACUGCGGAAAAAGUUUCAUGUGGAGGUCAGGCCGUGUCAGACAUCAGGCAAUCCACACUGGAGAGAGACUUCAUAAGUGCUUAGACUGUGGGAAAAGUUUCAUACGGAGGUCAGGCCUUGUCAGACAUCAGGCAAUCCACACUGGAGAGAGACCCCACAAGUGCUUAGACUGUGGAAAAAGUUUCAUAUGGAGGUCAGCCCUACUUGAUCAUCAGUCAGUCCACAGUGGAGAGAGACCCCAUAAGUGCUUAGACUGUGGAAAAAGUUUCAUGCGGAGAUUAGACCUUGUUAAACAUCAAGCAAUCCACAUCGGAGUGAGACCCCAUAAGUGCUUAGACUGUGGAAAAAGUUUCAUACGGCGGUCAACCCUACUUGAUCAUCAGUCAGUCCACAGUGGAGAGAGAUCCCAUAAGUGCUUAGAUUGUGGAAAAAGUUACAAACAGAGGUCAGCCCUUGUCAGACAUCAGGCAAUCCACACUGGAGAGACACCCCACAAGUGCUUAGGAUGUGGCAAAAGUUUCAUACAGAGGUCAAGCCUUCUUAUACAUCAGGCAGUCCACACCAGAGAGAGACCCCAUAAGUGCUUAGACUGUGGAAAAAGUUUCAUACGGCGGUCAACCCUACUUGAUCAUCAGGCAAUCCACACCGGAGAGAGACGUCAUAAGUGCUUAGACUGUGGAAAAAGUUUCAUGCGGAGAUCAGGCCUUACUACACAUCAGAUAAUCCACACAGGAGAGAAAUCCCAUAAAUGUUUGGACUGUGGGAAAAGUUUCACACUGAGAUCAAAUCUUAUGGCACAUCAGGCAAUCCACAGAGGCGAGAGACUCCACAAGUGCUUAGGCUGUGGAAAAAGUUUUAUACAGAGGUCAGCCCUUGUCAGACAUCAGGCAAUCCACACUGGAGAGAGACCCCACAAGUGCUUAGACUGUGGAAAAAGUUUCAUACAGAGGUCAGACCUUGUUAAGCAUCAGGCAAUCCACACCGGAGAGAGACCUCAUAAGUGCUUAGACUGUGAAAAAAGUUUCAUACAGAGGUCAGACCUUGCUAAACAUCAGAUAAUCCACACAGGAGAGAAAUCCCAUAAAUGUUUGGACUGUGGGAAAAGUUUCACACAUAGAUCAUAUCUUAUGGCCCAUCAGGCAAUCCACACAGGUGAGGGACUCCACAAGUGCUUAGGCUGUGGAAAAAGUUUUAUACAGCGGUCAGUCCUUGUCAGACAUCAGGCAAUCCACUCUGGAGAGAGACCGCACAGGUGUUUGGACUGUGGAAAAAGUUUCAUACAGAGGUCAGACCUUGUCAGACAUGAGGCAAUCCACACAGGAGAGAGACCCAAUAAGUGCUUAGACCAGAGGUGGGCAAACUACAGCCUGCGUGCCACAUCCGGCCCACAGGACAGUCCUUCCCAGCCCCUGAGCUCCCAGCCAAGGAGGCUAGCCCACAGCCCCUCCCCUGCUGUCCCCACUCCCCCGCAGCCUCACCACGCCACGCAGCCAGCUCUCUGACCCGCUGCU
Messenger RNA from Malaclemys terrapin pileata, 3049 nucleotides. RefSeq names its product zinc finger protein 485-like. Gene Ontology annotation, molecular function: DNA-binding transcription repressor activity, RNA polymerase II-specific. The record is from RefSeq and is a predicted model, not a curated record. Lineage: Eukaryota; Metazoa; Chordata; Testudines; Emydidae. The transcript has 5 exons. The coding region runs from base 1166 to 3040 and encodes 624 amino acids. Gene Ontology annotation, biological process: negative regulation of transcription by RNA polymerase II.